This is a messenger RNA of Staurois parvus, 591 nucleotides long. NCBI's taxonomy places the organism in Eukaryota, Metazoa, Chordata, Amphibia, Anura, Ranidae. The record is from the annotation of a GenBank genome assembly.
GUCACCAGGCAUCAGGUUAUUUGGCUCGCCAGCGGGCACCGCGUCAUCUGGCAAGGCAGUGGGCACCGAGUCACCAGGCACGACAGUGGGCUCCGAGUCAACUGGUAUUGGAUCGUCUGGCCCGACAGCGGGCAUCGGGUCACCAGGCAUGACAGCGGGCACUGGGUCAUCAGGUAUUGGAUCGUCUGGCUCGACAGCGGGCAUCAGGUCACCUGGCUCGACAGCGGGCACCGGGUCAUCAGGUACCAGAUCGUCUGGCUCGACAGCGGGCAUCGGGUCACCAGGCAUGACAGCAGGCACUGGGUCAUCAGGUACCGGAUCGUCUGGAUCGACAGCGGGCAUCAAGUCAACUGGCCUAAUAGGAUUAUUAGGCUGGAUCAGUUCAUCAGGCUGGGUAGAAACAUCAUGCUGGGUAGAGACAUCAGGCUGAAUGGAGGCAUCAGGCUGAAUGGAGGCAUCAGGCCGGGUAGAGGCAUCAGGCUGGGUAGAGGCAUCAGGCUGAAUUGUGGGCGCCGCUGCACCACGGAAGGCAGGUUCUCAGAUGGGAGGCUGACCGAUUUGGAUACUGGCAGGAUGGUAUUGGUUGGAAAG